AUGAUGAAAUUGCGAGGUGGUGCCUCAUCCAAUGGAAGUCGUGCAUAUCUGGCGGCACUUGAUUCUCGCGUUCUCAUAGGGUUUGAUCCCGUUCAUACACUCUCGCGCCUCGAUCAGACAGAGCUUGUGAAAUCGCAUAUGCGAUCCAUUUAUAACAUUCCGGAAAGUCGGGAAUACAUGUCUUCUGGAUAUCCAUCCGAGCCAGUGCUUUCGGAAGCAGCAGGACGCAUACUCAACUCCUCUCCGGACAAGCCCAUUGACGAUAAGGCCCCUGAGAUACUCCUGUCUAUUCAGAACAAUGGCUUGCUCGCGAAAGGGGAGCGUGGUGAGCUCGUUGCUCGAACCCUUUUGACCGUCGCACACGACAAAGCUGCCAAUGACCCGUCAACAUCGUGGACAGCUCACACGCAGUAUCAUCGGCCAAUCAAACUAAUGGAUUUCCUGAAAAAUCUUCUCGCACCCGAAGUCUUGGAGAAGGUCUGCGAGGCCACCCCGUUUCGCGCUUACCCGGGUGCCCUCAAACUGGAAGCUGCAUUCGCGGAUGCAUGGAUUAACUUUUCCCAUUUUGUCCGCCUUGGCGACUACAAAUCUUUCGAUUUCAGAUGUGCGACUGAACUGCUUGAGCGAGGGGCAGCCAUACAAACCUACGACUGCCAACCAGACCAGGACCUCGCGAUACCGCUCCACAACGGCGAUGUAGGGUCAGUGAUUGAUUUAAAAACAACAAGCGGCAUUCAGGUUCAAGUGAGGAAUGUCAGGAAUCCCUCACCCGUAGUUCCAAAACUGAGUCUGAUUGGAGAGUGUCCCGCUGGUUUACCGAUGCUUUCUAUUGUCAUGCAGCUCGGUGUAGACGACGACUAUAAAGGCCCGCUAGUAGAGGUUAUCACGGAGCUGAAAGGUGGCAGCACCCCUGCUGGCAAUACACGAUCUACUGAAUCUGAUCUGGAGGCUGAUGUGGAACGACGCCAUUAUAUCAUCGUGCUUUAUGGCUACACGGAACAAACGUACCCCUGCAUCGGUAUGCAUGCAUCAGAGUAUCACAGUCUCCUUCGAACAGAGCGGUUUCCAUUUGAUGGCUAUCCGAGAGGGAGUCAGACAACGGACCUGAAACGGAAUCGGACAAUGUUUGAUGAUGCAGUGCAUGAACUGAAAUCUAUGGUGUACCUGUAUGAUCCUUCAUGCAUGGCUUGGCAGGAUUGA
Messenger RNA from Marasmius oreades (fairy-ring Marasmius), 1200 nucleotides. RefSeq lists its product as uncharacterized. The coding region runs from base 1 to 1200 and encodes 399 amino acids. NCBI's taxonomy places the organism in Eukaryota, Fungi, Basidiomycota, Agaricomycetes, Agaricales, Marasmiaceae. The record is from RefSeq and is a predicted model, not a curated record. The transcript has a single exon.